AUGAUGUCACGCCGCCAUUUUAGUUCUCCUGUCAGUGUUCAAAAUCCAAACAAACAAAUUGUCGUUCAAAUUGGUAGGGUGCUCUUGAAGAAGCUGAUUUAUUUUCAUGAAUAAGAUUGUUUUUGGAACGAUUUUAGUAUUAAUUGAUAGACAGAAGGAACAUGAUUAAUACCACCAAGGCAUGUCAAUAAUUCCUGAAUGGACUAUACUUUACGAAGGUCACCACCAGAUGUCUCAAUUUCCGAAUUAUGCACACUGUCACACUCUUAGAAUAUAGAUAUUAAUGUUCUAAGGUCCAACUAAUAGAGCAUAUUCCUGUCGGCAUUUAACAAUGAAAUAAUGAUUUGAAAGACUACAAAUUUUCUAAUUUUAUAUCAUUUGAACUAUUUCUGUGAACUCACAGGAUACGUAUUAUUCGAAUCAUUGAACGGUCACGUGAAGAAAAAAUUCUGAGAUAAAAACCCGAAUGAUAAAUAUAUGAAUAUUAAUAUAUAUAAUAUAAUAAUUAUAUAUAAUAGAAUAUAGAAUUAAAGAUAAAUUGGAGAUAAAAGUUCGAAUUUGGUGAACCACAGAUAUUAUCCAUAAUAUGAACAUAGAUAUAUAACCAUAGAUGCAGAACUGGACUGUCGAAACGAAAGUGAAGCUUUUAAUUGCCGUGAUGGCCAUACUGCCCAUACUAUCGAUUUUCAAACAAUUAUCUUUAAUUAUUUGGUAUACUUGUUGUCUUCAAUAUGGUUACUACGUGUUGUGCAUUUGGGUGUUCGAAUGAUCACAAAAAAGGUUCCAAUAUUCACUUCUUCAGAUUUCCAUUCAAAAAUCCGGAAUUGUUGAAUAAGUGGAUAUCAGCUGUGAAAAGGGAGAAUUGGGAACCAAAAGCUCACUCCAGAAUCUGCAGUGUUCAUUUCACAGAAAGUGAUUACCAGAUUCGGCCUGGAGCUGGGUAUCCACUUCUGAAAAUCACUGCUGUACCAUCACUUUUUCCAGCCUUUUCUACUCAUUAUAAGUUUUCUCCAAAGAAAGCCAGAGCUUCUGAAAAACAGUCCUCAGUUGGUCUUGAAUUAAAACAGCAGACCUCAAAAGAUCCCGCCAUUUAUGAUUCUGCUGGCCCUUCAGAACUAAAAUCAAAAAAGACAGGAAGACAACAAUUGAUCAAUGAAUUAGAACAGCAGACCUCAGAAGAUCCUGUCACUUCUGAUUCUGAUGGCCUUUCAGAACUAACAUUGAAAGAGAGAGGAAGAAGAAAACUGAUGAGUGAAGUAGAACAGCAGACCUCAGAAGAUCUAGUCACUUCUGAUUCUGAUCGCCCUUCAGAACCAACAUUGAAAAAGAGAGGAAGAAAAAAAUUCAUCAGUGAAGUAGAAGAGCAGACCUCAGAAGAUCUCGUCACUUCUGAUUCUGAUCGCACUUCAGAACCAACAUUGAAAAAGAAAAGAAGAAAAAAAUUCAACAGUGAAGUAGAACAGCAUAUCUCAGAAGAUCCUGUCACUUCUGAUUGUGAACACCCUUCAGAACAGGCAAAAUUAUUAAUAAGAAGAAAUAAAUGCCUUACCCAAAAAAUAAGAAGACAGAAAAAAAAAAUUGAAACACUCAAGACAACAUUGAUUGCUUCUCUAAAAGAAAAAGGGUUGUCAGAUCCAAGCCUGGAGCUAUUACUACUAGAAAAAUUCUGCAGCUGAAAGGACAUUCCUUAUUUGAAAGUUCAACGUUUCUUGCCAAAAACACAUGAAAAACUGGCUAUUUCUGUCAAGAAUAAUUUAUGAUUUUCAAUUUAUGGCACCUCAAGUUAGACGUUUCUCCACAAUUGGAAGAAAUAUUCUCAAAAGCUAAAUUAUUCUUGACAUCAAUAGUCAGUUUAUCUCAUCUUAUUUUUCGCCAGAUUUUGAUUUUAAAAUACGACUCCAUAUAAGAUGUCUAAAAAAUGUAAAAUGUUUUUAGACAUCUUAACUCCAUACUAUAGCUAGAGGAAAACGAUGAAAAUCAAAGAGACAUUGUUUUCAAAUCAAUGGAGUUGAAAUGAAUGAAUUAUUCUCUAGGCAUUGGCCAAAUCAUUUGUAAAAUAUAUUAUCAACUUUUAAUUUCUAUUUUCGAAAUUAAUAUUUCAUUUUUAAGUAA
This is a messenger RNA of Harmonia axyridis, 2112 nucleotides long. Its product is annotated as peroxynitrite isomerase THAP4-like. Bases 732 to 1676 code for a protein of 314 amino acids. The transcript is spliced from 4 exons. The record is from RefSeq and is a predicted model, not a curated record. Lineage: Eukaryota; Metazoa; Arthropoda; Insecta; Coleoptera; Coccinellidae.